AAGCAGAGUUACAGUUAACAUUUGCAGCAGAAGCAGAUUCAUUUUUGUUUUGUACUUUUAAUCUUGUGUUUUUGAGUUGUCCUCGUCCUGUAUUGAAAUUAUUUGUUAUCAAAAGCUUAAAAUGGUUAUAAUUGAAGAAAUCGAAAUCAACAAUUGCUAUGCAAUUGAAAAGCUAUUUUUACGCUUUAAGCAAAAACAUUUUGCCACAGUAUUUAACUGUCCACUUUCACAUAAAUUAAAAGAUAAAUUAUUAUCUGCCAUUCAACCGUUCUUACUUCAGGAAUUCGCUAAAAACCCUUUGGAAUGUAAUGCUGGUGUUUUCAGAAAGCAUUCAAAUGUUCGAAUUAAGUUUAUAAUUCCCAAGGGAAAGUUUAAAGAAAAUAUUUAUGUAGAUGCUAGUAGAAUAGCUCAAAAACCCGAUCAUGUUUAUUAUUAUUUCAACGACGAACAAUACAUAGAUCAUAUAAAGGUUUUCCAUGAACGAUGUCGAAUCGAUGUAACAUCGCUAUUUCCAUGUUUAAAUCACGUUUUUGCAAAUGAGAAGAGAAAUUUGAUGAGUAUUUGGAUUGAAAAUGAGUGUUCUUCAUUAAGAUACGAUCGUGAAAAAUCAUAUGAACUAGUAGCCAAUUAUUUGCUUGUAUCACAUAUUCGUCCUGCAACCGAAGUACAAAAUAUUGGGAAAAUCAGAAAUUCAAUUUUAACUAUAAAUAGACACACUGAUAUUCUGGGAAGACAGACUUUCAUUGAAGUAGCAAAUAAAAUUGGCCAAAUUUUUAAUUAUAUUACUUUUGGGAAGUAUGCUGUUCAAUUUCAUAUUCCUUUGAUUGGACAACAUAUUAGAAUGGAGGAAGUUAAUUGGGGAGAUAUGGAUUUUUCAAGUGCCGAAACAUUCAUCGAGAACAUAGAUGGAAAGACUUCAGUGCUUUGGAAUACAAUGGACGCAGGAUUAAAAUAUCUUUUGAAGAUUGCUCAGUUGAUAGCUCUAGCAAAAAAUCUCGGACAACAUUGUAUUAUAAUUGAUGACACCACUUUACUUAAAAAUUAUCAAAAUCAAGAGAUGAUCAAAGAAGCAAUUAUAGAAGAUGACAAUACUAAUAAUGGAGAGAACUGGAAAAACAAAAACUUUUUAAAUCGAAUCGUAAAUGUAUGCAAUGACAUGCAAAUAAUGAUUUUAAUGAAUUAUAAUGGUGGCCUACCAUUGCCACUUGAAAAUGCAAAUAUUUUAAGAUGUACUGACAUGAGCAAAUUUCCUGAACAACAACCAAUUUAUGUGUCAGAACUAUCACAACAAAUGAGUUUAGAAGAUUUUAUCCAUAUAAUAAAACCAGCGACUCGAAUGGAAACAGCUUGAAGUAUUUCAAAUUACAAAUAAUUGUAGUUGUAUUCAGCCUUGGGAUAAAAAAUAGAGCUUCAAAAACA
Messenger RNA from Eupeodes corollae, 1419 nucleotides. RefSeq lists its product as uncharacterized. Bases 122 to 1351 code for a protein of 409 amino acids. The record is from RefSeq and is a predicted model, not a curated record. Lineage: Eukaryota; Metazoa; Arthropoda; Insecta; Diptera; Syrphidae. The transcript has 6 exons.